AUGACUGACUCGGAUGAGACCAGUUGGAUUAAUUGGUUCUGCAAGAAGCCCGGAAAUGAGUUCUUUGUGAUGGUGGACGAGGACUUCAUCCACGACAAGUUCAACCUGAUGUUCCUAGACAUGGAGAAGAAGAACUAUCGCAGGGCCCUCCAGGUGAUCCUCGACCUGAACACUGGGUCCGCCUCCGAUGGUGUACUCGAUUCCGAAGCGGAGGUUCAAGAAGCCGAGGAGCUCUACGGGCUGAUUCACGCCCGUUUCAUCGUCACCGAUCGCGGCAUCGAACUGAUGUACAAGAAGUACGUGAAGGGCGUCUUUGGGAAAUGUCCACGCGUCUUCUGCGAGCGCCAGCACGUGCUGCCCAUCGGCAUGAGCGACCACAUCCGAAGCGAAAUGGUGCGUACCUACUCUACCAUUAUAAUGGAUAAAUUGGGAUAUAUAAAUAAGUAA
Molecule: messenger RNA, 447 nt
Organism: Drosophila obscura
Lineage: Eukaryota; Metazoa; Arthropoda; Insecta; Diptera; Drosophilidae
Product: casein kinase II subunit beta'-like
Exons: 1
Coding region: 1-447 (148 amino acids)
Cellular component (GO): cytoplasm; protein kinase CK2 complex
Molecular function (GO): protein kinase regulator activity
Source: RefSeq, a predicted model, not a curated record